Messenger RNA from Fonsecaea nubica, 1389 nucleotides. RefSeq lists its product as hypothetical. Lineage: Eukaryota; Fungi; Ascomycota; Eurotiomycetes; Chaetothyriales; Herpotrichiellaceae. Gene Ontology annotation, biological process: intracellular iron ion homeostasis. The transcript is spliced from 3 exons. Bases 1 to 1389 code for a protein of 462 amino acids. The record is from RefSeq and is a predicted model, not a curated record.
AUGAUACAGCAUCCAGACGCGUUCAUGGAUGGCAACAAGGGCACCGCUUCACCACCUCUCGACUUGGUGUGUGUCGGUUUUGACCUCACUGGCAUCGCAAACGCUGUCGCAUUGGACGAAAGACAUGCACUCAGCAAGGAUACCUUGUUCCUGGAAUCUCAAUUGGAAGCAUUCUGGACGCCACUCCGGUGCACACCUGCCUCCAGACUUAGGAUCUCAUUUCUCCACGACCUGAUCACCUCAGAGAAUCCGCGUUCUCGAUUCACCUUUCUCAACUACCUCCAUGCAACUAAUAGGCUCGUCUUAUAUGCGAACAGCGCUCAGCUGCGCCCGACUAGGCAGAUGUUCAGCGACUACUUAAGAUGGUGUGCUACCCGCCUUCACACCCAAGUCCAGUACGGCAAGAUGGCCACCAGUGUGCAACCAUUGAAAGACGGCAGGGGAAGCGUCGCUGCGUGGGAGGUGGUCUUUAUGGAUGCUGUGACAGGAGAACAAAAAGCCGUCACAGCCAGGCAGGUCGUCUAUGCUGCAUCGCAGCAUCCCUAUGUCCCAGAAGUACUCCGCACUCCUGCCCUUCGAAAUCUCGUCCUGCACUCUUCAGAGUAUCCGGAAGCCAUCUCAACACUUCUACGCGACAAACCGAGAGCGCGUAUCGCAGUUCUAGGAAAUGGCCAAAGCGCAGCAGAGGCAUUUGAUCAGCUUCAUGGGAUCCGUGGAGAACACGAAGUCAUUUGGUUCACCAAAGACGCCGUCCUUCGGGGAGAUGACGAGACGCCAUUCCUAUUGCAAAGUAUCAUGCAUCCGCAUUCAGCAAAACAACAGAAUAUGCCACCCGAGAUCAGGAGAAGAGAAGUCAAUGGAGCCUCGCCCUUGACCUCUAGUCCGCCAAUUGAACCUCGCCUCUUGAGACAGAUAUAUGACACCCAGUACGACUUCAGUGUUAAAGAGCCGGACUGCAACAAGUGGAGAUUCCAAAUCAGACUCCAGCAUGAGGUCAUAAAUGCAGAGAAAACUGUUGACGGACGCGUGCGACUUUUCGUGCAAAGUCUCGAGAAUCCAAACGAGUCAGCAACAUUCGACGCCGUCAUUUCCGCGACCGGCUUCGAACAAAACGCCCACCAUAGAACCCUCCAACCUUUAAAAGCGCUGCUCGAUGGUCCUAGUGUCACAGUUGAUCGCGAUUACCACAUCAACUUUAGAAAGGGCGUCCUCGCGCCAGGGUGCGGGAUAUGGCUUCAAGGAUCUCUUGCCGAUGAUGGAGACCAGAAUGACGACAGCCUGCUCCAGAUUCUUGCAGAGAGAAGUAGACGUCUGGCAGAGUCGGUACUGCGUCGGAGGACCGAGCAGACCACGGAGGAGGAGGAGGAGGGGAGGUCGGCAAGGCUGUAA